Micromonas commoda is the source of this 924-nucleotide messenger RNA. RefSeq lists its product with no specific name. The transcript has a single exon. The record is from RefSeq and is a predicted model, not a curated record. The coding region runs from base 1 to 924 and encodes 307 amino acids. NCBI's taxonomy places the organism in Eukaryota, Viridiplantae, Chlorophyta, Mamiellophyceae, Mamiellales, Mamiellaceae.
AUGUCCGACAAGACGCGCGAGGAUGUGGAGAUCCUCGGCGUCAACCACACGCUCGCGAUCGACCCCGACUCGCUGAACGAGGCCGGGGUGGUCUGGGCUCCCGCGGUGCGCGCGCUGGCGUCGGCGGUGGCGCCCAUCGUCGUCGCGGAUGCGGAGGCGCGGCGGUCCUCGUCCGCGGUCGCCUCCUCGUCGUCCGUCGUCGACUCGUCCACGGAUCAUCGAGCCCCGACGACGCGGAUCCUGGAGCUCGGCGCGGGAACCGGCGCGCUGGGCAUCGCGCUGGCGUGCGCCGUUCCCGACGUCGACGUCACCCUUACCGACCUCGACCGCGUCGUGCCGCUCAUGAGGACAAACGCGGACGCGACGCGAGACGCGGGAAAACUCGCGCGCGGGUCCGAGCUGCGGGUCGCGGAGCUGGCGUGGUCGCGCGACGCCGUCCUCGGACUCGACGACGCGCCCGGCGGCGGCGGCGGCGGCGGCGUCGACCGUCGCGAUGGGGGCGCGCGAUGGGACCUCGUGCUGGGUUGCGAGAUUUUGUACUGGGGCGGCUGGGACGUCUUCGCGGAUGACACCCGCGGGCCCCUGCUCGAGGCGUGCGUCGCCGCGUGCGAGGCGGGUGCGGGUGCCGAGGGGGUUGCCGAGGGGGGUGCCGAGGGGGGUGCCGAGGGGGGUGCCGCCUCCCCGCCCCAAACGCUCGUCGCGCUGGCGUUCACGGUGAGGGAUAAAGGACGCGAGUCCGGGUACGUCGCUGGGGACUUUGGGGAAAAGUUUUGGCUCCGACUUCUCGACGGCGCCGGCACGUUUCGACGGGUGACGGACGAGGAGGACGCGAGGCGGAUGGACGCGGAGGCUCGGGCGAGGAUCGAGGCGGCGGAGGAAGGGGACCUGCUGGUGCUGGGCGCGGUGGCGAAGCGUCGGAAGUAG